Ramularia collo-cygni is the source of this 1260-nucleotide messenger RNA. RefSeq lists its product as uncharacterized. The record is from RefSeq and is a predicted model, not a curated record. Lineage: Eukaryota; Fungi; Ascomycota; Dothideomycetes; Mycosphaerellales; Mycosphaerellaceae. Gene Ontology annotation, molecular function: transferase activity. The transcript has a single exon. The coding region runs from base 1 to 1260 and encodes 419 amino acids.
AUGUUCAGUACUUCGGCAUUAUUACACAUACGACCAAACGUGACACGCGGACCAUGGCUAGCUUUACAGCAUCGCGGUCAAUAUAGCUCGAUCAGUAUACCUAAUAAAACCACAUCCGCCAACAGCUCGCAUGUGGUCUUUUGCUUCGCAGGUCUAGGCUAUGUCCCGCUCGAGGCAACCCGAGAUCUGUUCAGGACCUCCGCUGUCUUUCGAAACUCAAUCCACGACUUUGAGGAUGCAAUAGCUUCCCACUACACAAAGACGCGAACACGCCGACCCACCAUAUCCUUGGCGGAUUACCUCGCAGAGUCUGCUCCAAGACCAGCUUCCGUUCCCGGGUUCGAUUCGAGUGAGUCACGAGACAAUGAACCAACCACACCCCUGGCAUCCCACGUAAUCCAAGCUUCGCAGUACGCUCUCGCUCAUACCAUCCAAGCACGGGGCAUUGAACCUUCGAGCGUCGUUGGCUAUUCAUUAGGAGAGUUCAUCGCAGCUCUCUUCACGGGAUCGUUGUCUCUAUCAUCUGCAAUCGACUUCCAAGCGCGCCGCGAGGCUCUUUAUCAAGAUACCUCCUUGGUCCCCGAGCCCGGUGGUAUGCUCACAGUUAAAGCGCCUCCAUCCGAGACAGUUAGGAUCCUCGUCCAGGGCGGUGCUGCGGGCGAUGCAGAAGUGUCAGGAUACCCUCACCCAAAUUCCACAAUCCUYUCAGGAACCGCGAAGAUCUUGGACCGAGCGCAGGAGAUUUUGGCGGAGGCAUCCAUUGAUACUCAGCGGAGAGACAUGAAAUUUGGCAUGCAUUCUUCGCAUGUUGGUGCCGUUACGGAUCGCAUACGUGAGCGACCUGAAGACUUUAUGCCUACUAUUUCGAGUGAUGGGCGGGAAGCAAAAGUAGUAUCCGGCAUUAAUCACUGGUCUUGUCUUGGAGUGAAGCUCGGUGCGGACACUCCCCUGAACGCAAAGUAUUGGGCGACGAUGAUUCGGCAGCCAAUCCAUUUCACGCAAUGCGUGCAAGGUAUAUAUGAAGAGCAUUUCAACAGCAAUGAGGGAAAGGAGUUGAUCUUCUUGGAUCUGGGAAUGGGUCCGAGGUUGUCAAGAUUAAUUGUGAAUUCGUUAAAAGAGAAGAAAGAGUGGAAAGAAGGUUUGAUACGGGCGAUUGGCUGUGUGGAGCCUAUGAAGAUGGACGCUAAGACGAAGAAAAAUGAAGGAUGGGCCGUGGAAGAGUUGGAAAGAAAAUUGAGCGUUCUUCCGAGUGAAAGUUAA